AUGUUCUGCGUGUCAGAGUGGGCCACUUUUAUUAGGGCGCUGCCAUUUAAAGAAAACCUGAAGAAGGUCCAUAUCGAUGUCGGAUUCGACCACCUCCAGCUCCUGCCCGUUUACGCAGAGAUCGAAAGCAAUGGCUUGCAAGAAAAGGUUUCCAUCACAUUUAAGGGCUUCGCCCGCGACACUGACUUGCUGCACUGCAAGGCGAUUUCUAAUAUGGAACUUUCUGCAGGAGAACCUGAUGACUGCUUAGUAGCCGCUUUGCAUCUCUUGCCAAACUUUCAGCACGUGACUGACUUGUGCAUCGAACUGAGGUCGGGCAGCAUGACACUUUCUUUGGCACUUGCCGAAUAUUUGAUCUCGACGACUACGCUGCACAAUCUCGAGCUUAACGUCGGGUGGGACCUCGUGGUCCAACCUAAGGGACCGAGCCCGUGGUGGUCCGUCAUACACGAGUCCCUGUCUCGGAACAAGAGCCUCAGAAAGCUGAGAGUUUCCGUGUACCUGUUCAGCGCGCAGGACACCGAGGGCUUAGCAGACGCAGUCAAACGAAGUCAGAGCAUCACAUGGGUCGAGUUUAUCGAAGGGCCCAAGUGCAACGCAUCCGUCUUCGUUCGACGCCUUUCAAAGGGCUUCGCGGACAACUGGACGCUGCAGUUCGUGCUGUGCGGCUUUUUCAUAGACGCGGACGCGGCGAGAGACUGGUUCGCCGUCUGCGAGACGACGCGGAGGAACUCUGAUCUCGUCACACGAGCUGCUCGACUUAUGAUGACUUCAGAUGUAGACAGAUACGUCAUCGGAGCUUUGGAACGUGUCUCGCGGUACCCUGCCCUACUGAACGAGGUUGCUGAGAAGGCCCACAUUGACAAAUCGGAAAUCGGCGGCUUGGUGCGAGACCGCCUGAAAACAGCCGAAACCAUGGACGGAUUCAUGCGGGUCGUCGGAGUCGUCAGGGAGCGAGUCGUCUGCCAUCCGCCCGACGAAGACCGUAUGCAGCUGGACGACCUGAUCGAGGACUGCUGGAGACACGUGCGACGUUAUCUGGUGAUAGCUGACGUGAAGCAUGGCAUUAAGCAUGGUGCUGUCUCUGCUGUUAGUCAGUCUCUGACUCUGAGUUAGUACGUGUGUACGUGUUA
Dermacentor silvarum is the source of this 1133-nucleotide messenger RNA. RefSeq lists its product as uncharacterized. The coding region runs from base 1 to 1116 and encodes 371 amino acids. The record is from RefSeq and is a predicted model, not a curated record. The transcript is spliced from 2 exons. NCBI's taxonomy places the organism in Eukaryota, Metazoa, Arthropoda, Arachnida, Ixodida, Ixodidae.